Clupea harengus (Atlantic herring) is the source of this 1235-nucleotide messenger RNA. RefSeq names its product F-box protein 36a (gene fbxo36a). Gene Ontology annotation, molecular function: protein binding. Lineage: Eukaryota; Metazoa; Chordata; Actinopteri; Clupeiformes; Clupeidae. The record is from RefSeq and is a predicted model, not a curated record.
CUCGUCAUGAUUCCCCUAUUCCUUGCCAAAGCGGUACAUAGCUAACGUUACCCCAAUAUUCUGCUGUCAAAAAGACAGUUACACCGAACGAUGACUUGAUAUUAAAGUAAAUAACGUUGGUUACGUUAUAAUACACUCCACAACUAACCGGCCAAAUUAUCCAUGAAGUUAAACCCUGUCAUCUCUCGAAAUUCUGAAGUUACGUCUUUAGAACUCAACAAAACAGCAAAAGAAGCUAGCGUGUCAAUUAGCAAAGGCUCUGAAAUACUGACAUUAUCUAAGGCAGCUAAGUUAGCUAGCUAGGUGGCUAUAAUGGUAGCUAAGCUAGGUGAGUUAUGCCACACAUCUAGUAAAACAGACUUUCUUGACGAAAUUUGUGUCAAAAGGACACUUUCAUGAUACCACGACUUCGCUGGUCUUGGUCAUAUAUCGACAACUAACUAUUGAAGACAUGGGAAGGUAAUAUGGAGGUCGUGGAAAAUCUCCUUGCGGACCGAGUUCCGGGGUGCAGCACCGGGAGAGAUGAAGGAAUCCUACAAUGACUUCUUACAUGACGCAGGACUGCAAAACCAGGUGGGUGUGGUGUUUGGCCUACAAACCCUUGAGCACUGUAAGGCCUUGUGCAAGGGGCACUACAACUACUUGGAGCGACUGCCCAACCAGCUGUUGCUCCGUAUCCUCUUCUACCUCAGCUUCAGGGAUAUCGGUCGUCUAUCACAGACCUCCAAGAGGUUCUGGAAGCUCUCUAACUCCUCUGAGCUGUGGGAACAGACUGUGCGUGUGCGCUGUGACGAGCUGACGCCAGACAUGGAGGUGCUGGCCAACGCCAUGGGCUGGAGGAAGAUCUUCUUCACCUUCUUCCAUGACCAGCAGCGUGGCUCCAAAGCAGGCCCGGCCACAGACGCCGUGCCCUCUGCCACAGCCCUGGCCCAAGCCUCUGCUACCAAAGCACCUGAGUGAACUCAAUGUCAGGGUCACACUGCAAACAAUCACCUUUUAAUAAGCACUUUUUGAUAAGCAUUUUUUGUUCUUGGAUGAAUUUUAUUUUAUGUAUUUAUGAUUUUGUGAUGAAUUUAGUGUGAAUGUUCAAUCAUUUUUUAUACUGUUGAUUUAUGUUUGAAGUGCCAAGUGCUGCUGAUGGUGAAAACCUUUCUGCUGCUUUUGUACUCCAGUUGAAGAAGUUUACAAUUUUUGUGGUUCUACUCCAUGAAUAAUAAAAAAAAAGAGUGUAUGAA